AGAUAUGUUAUAACUAAUGCAAGGUUUGACAUGACAAAAUGUAAACCACAUUAUAAUUACUGAUGGUAAGGUAGUAAUGCUUUACAGUUUCAUUACAUUAAGUUUCAAUAUUGCUCCAACUACAAGUAAACCUGCUUCAUUCAUUUUUUUUGGGGGGGGGGGUGUGACAUGUAGAAUUAUCCAAAAGCAUAAUUUUAUCAUUUUUGUAUACUGUACACUAUGACCCAAAGCUUUAUUUUAUAGGUCUGUAAUAUCCUAAUAAUUUCCCCAAAAGUUUCCUGGAAAUAACUAUGUAGUAGUAGUAAUUUAUUAUUGAAAACUCAAUUCUCCAUAUAUGUUGAAUAGUAUGCUUCCCUUACUGACUAAAAGAAACUAGAGGUUACACUAGCAAUUAAUCUGAAGUGUACCAAUUGAACAGGAAAAUAGGGGCCCAUAAAAUAAAGCCUUAUUAUGUAGAUGUAGGUUGUAAAUGACUUUAUCCCGCUGCUACACUGUGGAAGCCAGGAUGGAAAAUGUGACAUGAUAAAAACAUCUCUUGACUCAUAAUUCAAAAAGAGUAUCUCAUAAUCAUAAUUCUUCUAACUUUGUGGUGGUGAGUAGCCUAUUUUUAUUUUCAUCACAACUUUUUAUGUCGGUUUUCUGCUAUUAUACUGUAAUUAUUUCUGGGAGUCCAAAUAUAUAUCAUAUUAAAUAUACAAUUAAAAUGUCUUCUUCCAUCCUGGAGGUAUCAUGGUAGCUCUACAGUGAUGUCCUCACGGGGAAACGGGUACUCUUGUGAUCUUAGUAGGAUGAUGCUGUAGCGGCACGCGCAUCAGCCGUUGCGUGAGAAUGAUGACGCACGGUAGCGGCAGAGAUGAUCAGCACCGCUGGCUAUGAGCGUGUCGCUGCGUUUGCCUAUAUACAGCGACAAAUACACAUUCAUGGAGUUAUGUAGUGUGUAAAUGUAGCGGGAAAUAUUGAAGAAGGUGAAAUGACAGGAUUUCUAGAUUGUUUCGAAUCGCACACCGCCUCAUCGUGUUCUCAUUGAGGAAGGAUACUUCUGCGCGUCGUCGUCAGGAACCGUCCGGGAGAUGGACGGGAGGACUGCGGAUGACGGGAGGGCGAGUGAGGAAGCGGCCGUCGGCCUCUGUCUACAGCUUGACCUGGGGGACACCGAUUCAGCCAAGAAGGCUCAGAUAACAGAGAUGCCGUCCCCAUUCGGAGUGGGCCCAGCCCAUGAGAAAAAGAUUGGCCACAGGAGGAUAGAUGCCUCUGGAGAGACAACAUACAAGAAGACCACGUCCUCUGCCUUGCAAGGGGCCAUCCAGCUGGGUAUUGGAUAUACUGUUGGAAACCUCAGCUCCAAGCCAGAGAGAGAUGUGCUGAUGCAGGACUUUUAUGUGGUGGAGAGCAUCUUCUUCCCCAGUGAAGGCAGUAACCUCACUCCGGCCCACCACUUCCCAGAUUUUAGGUUUAAAACCUACGCCCCUGUGGCCUUCCGCUACUUCCGAGAGCUGUUUGGGAUCCGACCAGAUGACUAUCUGUAUUCUCUAUGUAAUGAGCCACUGAUUGAGUUGACAAAUCCAGGAGCCAGUGGCUCCAUAUUCUACGUAACCCGCGAUGACGAGUUCAUCAUCAAAACUGUUAUGCACAAAGAGGCAGAGUUUCUCCAGAAACUCCUUCCUGGAUAUUAUAUGAACUUGAACCAGAACCCCCGAACUUUGCUGCCAAAGUUUUUUGGCCUCUACUGUGUCCAGUGUGGGGGCAAGAACAUCCGAGUUGUUGUGAUGAACAAUAUUUUACCACGCUCUGUACGCAUGCACCUCAAGUUUGAUCUGAAGGGCUCCACAUACAAGAGGCGAGCGUCCAAGAAGGAAAGAGAGAAGUCCAAACCCACUUUUAAAGACCUGGACUUUCUGAGUGACGUUCCUGACGGCCUCACUCUGGACCAGGACACAUACAGUGCACUGGUCAAAACUCUGCAGAGAGACUGUCUGGUUCUAGAAAGUUUUAAGAUUAUGGACUACAGUUUGCUGCUGGGGGUCCACAACAAGACCCAAGCAGAGCGAGAGCGUCAGUCCCAGGGCUCACCUGCAGGAGGCGGGGAUGAAAAGAGGCGUGCAGCUCAGAAAGCCUUGUAUUCCACUGCCAUGGAGUCUAUACAGGGAGGCUCCACGUGCAGGGACACACUGGACCAUGAUGACACUAUGGGUGGUAUUCCAGCUGUGGGUGUUAAAGGAGAGUGCCUCCUGCUGUUCAUUGGAAUCAUUGACAUCCUGCAGUCCUACAGAAUGAUCAAGAAACUUGAGCACUCUUGGAAGUCCCUCAUCCAUGACGGGGACACAGUGUCAGUUCACAGACCCGGUUUCUAUGCUGAGAGGUUCUACAAAUUCUGUAGCACCACUGUCUUCAGGAAGAGCUGCUCACUGCGAUCUUCUCCAUCUAAGAGAGGACGAGGGGCUCUCUCCAUGUCCAAGUCCAGUGCUGGAACAGGUUCAGCUGGGCAGCGUCCCUCACUGAGUGAUGACAGGCAGGAAAACCAGGACAACUUGGAGAACCUGCGAGGAGCUCGCAGCUUCCCCAUGCUGGAGGACAAUGGGAGAGAGCCACCCUGCACCCCUCCUUCCUUCGAAGAUGCUACCACAGCUUCUAUCGCUACCACGCUCUCCUCUAACAACUCCUUACCUACCACCCCCUUUGAUACACCAGAGCACCCGCGCUACAAGAGACAAAUGCAUUCCCCAAGUGUAGCCAGGUCACAGAAAGUUGAGGUUCACGGGGAAAAGCAGGACACCAUAACAGUGGAGGUGGAGCUCAGUAAAAUCCCAAAGAGCACGGAGCUCACACAGUUGACAGAAAUGACCUCCCACAGCCAUCUGUCUCCUGAUCGUCAGCCCCGUGUCAUUGCUUCAUCCACCCCUCCCUCGAUUAAUCCAUCCUUGGCAUAUUCCUCCUCCACUCUUCCUCCUUCCUUUGUGUCUUCCUCCUCCGCUGCUCAAUCAGCUGGCCACUCGUCCUCCACACUUGCUUCGUCCAUCCGUCCAUCCACUAAACCACUCGCCUCUCCCACAGCAGCUCAGCCUUCCACUGUUUCUUCUCCAGUCUCUCGUUCAGCUGCACAACCCACACUUCUCACUUCAGCUCCAAACACCUCCGCCCUCCCUCCUGCCUCAGCGUUUACUCCCAUCUGCCCUGCAUCUCCUCACUCCUCCACCCAGAGCUCCUCUCCCCGUCUCCCCUCGACCCCUCCCUCCUCCCACCCUCCGAGCCCCCAGGUGCCUCAGCAGGCGCCUCGUACAUCGUGCAAUCAGCUGUCUGUGUCCAGCAGCCACAACUCAUUGGAUGGGGAGGUGCCAGUGUCUGACAUCUACUUUUAUGCAGAUGGCAGAUAUUGGGUGUACUCUCCGGUUCUUGGCCGUCGUAAGCUAAACUCUAGCUCGAGUUACAAUCAGACUCAGGAGGAUCGGAGCUGGGUGUACUCUCCUCUGCACUACGGCUCAGAGUCCAGAAGGGGCUCAGAUGGGGAGAGUGAGACAUAACUCACAGUGGAGACAGCAGUGAUGGGUGGAGUCAGAGCUUGUCUCCAUAUACAGAAGCUGUGAGGUUUUAAUAAUACAGCCACCAGGACACUACGAGAAUUAAUGCUGGUUGCCCAAGCUGCAUGUGGAAGCUUGCUUCGCCAACAGAGACUAAAGGAAUAAACUUAUAGAAGCAUUCAAGUAUACAACAAUAAAAUCAUGCAUACACUCACAUACAUUCAAACGAACAUACAGACAUACAACUAUCGAAAUAUUAUGCAAAAAACAAAACAAAACACAUAAAGCAUCAAUUCCUGGACAAUCUGAUUGACAUCAAGCAGAGAAAUAAACUUAGAUCACAUAGUACAGCUGAGUGGCACUGUGAAUGAUUUUGGUGGCUGUUAAGUCAGGUAUUGUUGCAGUCCUGCUGCCUGCUGUUUUUAGGUUUUUAGUGUUCAUGAGUCACACUGCACUGUGCCAGCUCUGGCUAUGCAAUAUGGACAUACACGUUAUUGAUUUCUCUUUUUGACUAAUGCAUAACUACUUCAGAGUUUAUUCAUGCAUUUAUUUUUCACUAGGGGCAUGUCAAAGCUGUAUAUGAGUUUAUUUUUAGCACUUUAUCAAUGUACAUGUGGCUGAGUGCAUCAGUUGCUGUUUGAAAACACUCACAAAAACACACAGUUAAUGUUUUGUGUGCUGUGUAUGCACAGUGUUCAGUUUUAACAGUGGUGCGUGGUGUGGUCCACUUAAGAAACUUUGAUCUGACAAUGAAUGGUUGUGUCCAAAAUGCCUUAUUGACAAACUCAUUUUCAUAGCUGUAAUCAUAAAAAAAUUUUUUUUAACUAUAAACAUACAGAGUAUUUUAUUGUGAGUAAAUGAAGCAGAUAUAGCAACCAUGCAUUAACACCUUUUCAAGGUUUAGAACCAAGAGAUCAGGAGCGAAAAAAUUAAUCAAAUGAUCUUUUGUAAAUUGUAGAUAAACUGUGUGUGUGCAAAGCACAUGCAUGUAACUCUGUACUUGCCCUUAUGUCUCUGUGUGUGCAUGUGUUUGCAUGCAGAUUAAUGUGUGAUUGGGAGACAUGUAAGUGUAAGGUUCUUCCGUCCUGCCUAUUUGUCAAAAGUGUAACUUCUGUUUGCUGUUAUAGGCCAUGAAAGUCUGAACCAGCUAUAAGCAUGUUGGCUGUGUGAGAAAAAUGAAUAAAAACCCCAGUCUUUAAUGACACUGGAUUAACCAUAAAUUACCAAAUUAAACAAACUGAGCUAAACUGAAAUAACCUCUGUUUUCUGUACAGUUUAAUAAGAAAAUAAACUACAAUCUACUGUUGCCACAGACCGUACCUUCCUUCUUCCCCACGUGUUGAUGCUUGUUGCAACAAGACUGACCAUAAUGAGACUUCCUGACUGUCGAGAUGCACUGCUGUAACAGAUUACUGUAUUAAUUGAGUCUGCUGAAACUAACCUGCCUGUUUGUAGGCAACAGUGUUUGUAGCGCAUCACUGUGUAAAUGAAAAUAAAGAUUAUAUUGUGUAAAAAAAA
This is a messenger RNA of Siniperca chuatsi (mandarin fish), 5033 nucleotides long. RefSeq names its product phosphatidylinositol 4-phosphate 5-kinase type-1 gamma-like. Lineage: Eukaryota; Metazoa; Chordata; Actinopteri; Centrarchiformes; Sinipercidae. Gene Ontology annotation, biological process: phosphatidylinositol metabolic process. Gene Ontology annotation, molecular function: phosphatidylinositol kinase activity. The record is from RefSeq and is a predicted model, not a curated record. The transcript has 18 exons. Bases 1071 to 3518 code for a protein of 815 amino acids.